UCAUCCCUAGUGUUUAUUUUGAUUUCGUUUUUUUGUAGCACGAAAGUUCGGCGAUAUUUUCGAAAACUCGCAAUUUUAAUAAUUUCAGUAAAGUUUGAGUGAUUUAAUCGACCUCUUCCAGCUUCGUUUUGGCAUAAAAUAAUGUGCAUUGAUUGAUGAACUCAUUCUAAAGCUUGACACCGGUAAUGGAAACUGUUACUGAGCUAUCGUUCCUCGAAACCGAGGAUACUACAUCGAAAAAUCCUCCACGAACCUAUUCGUCUAUGAAAUCACUCAAAGAAACUCCAACUCCAUCGAAAGAACCAGAAAGUGAACUGCCAAAUAUCGAUACUCCAAACACCAAGGAAGAAGAGCCUAAUAAGACACCCAAAUUCGUCAAAAAAGUCACCAACUCUCCCAAAAAGGAGAAGUAUCCCUGUCCGCUAUGCCCGAAAGAGUUCCAGAACAAAUCCGGUCGAUAUAAUCAUAUAAAAAUACACCACAAAGUGAAACUAGAUUUCGGUAAAGUUCAUUGUUUGGAAGCCGGAUGCUUGUUUUCCUGCAUGUAUACGACAGUGCUCCAACAACAUCUUACCACCGUUCACAACAUUCCGAUGAAAUAUCUAAAUUUAGAAUUCGACAAUUACGAAGAUUUUGAAAAAUGGAAACACCACUUUGAGACCGGCGAAGUUUGCAGAUUUGUGAAGAAAAGCGGCGCCAGGGUAGGCGAAGCUGGUAAAUCGAUGUAUUUGUACUGCAGUCGUAGCGGAACGUUCGUCAGUCAAGGAAAAGGGACGCGUUUGAAGAAAAUAGGAUCUUCCAAAAUUAGCGCUCAUUGUACAGCUCUGAUAAAAUAUUUCGAAGAAAGCUCCGGACGAGUUAAAGCUACAGUCUGCGCUACUCAUUACGGUCACGAUAAAGAUCACCGUUUUCUAAGACUAACCAAGUUACAAAAAAGACACAUAGCCGAGAAGAUGAAAUCGGGAAUGUCUCGCGAAUUAGUCCUGGACUCGAUUCGAUCGACGUUCGUUAAUAAAUUAGACAGAAUACACGAGUUAUCGAAGAAAGAUUUGAAUAAUAUACAAAAAUCGUACAAUAUUCCUAUCGUUAACGAGCGUAAAAAACAGACCAAUUCUUCGUCCGUGUUUUACCCGAUGGAUUUAAUCAAAGAUGACUGGACUAGCGAUAUAGAUAAAAACGAAGAAAGCCCUAUACUAUUUUAUAAAAACAACAACACCGAGCACGAAACGCUGCAAAAUAAAGAUAAAUGUUUGAUUUUGAUGACCAAAGGUCAAAAAGACUUGUUUUUGAAGUUCUGCAAUAACGGCGUCGCCUACGUUACCACCUUCAGGUUAUCGACUAUGAUAGGUUUACACCUGACUGUCAUCUUUAUAUUGGAUGAUUUUUACGAAAUGUUCCCGGUGUGUUUUAUGAUCAGCACCGAUACGAAAAGCGAGAUGAUGAAAUUAUGUUUUAAUCAGUUAUUCAACGUCGUAGGCCCGAUCUCGAUCCGAGCUCUGGCAACAGAUAACGACUCUAAUGUGCUAGAGAACUGGCACGAAGUAAUGGGUCCGCAUUGUUCGCACAUCGUCGCCAACAGACACGUCGAUACCGAAUGGAGGAAAUCUCUUACUAUGGUCGAAAACGAAGUCUUUCAAGGAGACAUAUACGAUAGAUUAUACGAGUUUAUCGAAAACGCCGAAGGAACCGAACAGAGAAUGUACUCGUUAAUAGAGGAACUUCGUGCAUCCGUUAAUACCGCUCAAUUCGCCACCUACUUGGAGAAAAACUAUCUUCCUAAUAUUACUCUUUGGUCUACGUAUUAUCUGAAGCGAGAAUUAAGUCUCAGGGAGCCCGUAGACUACGAGACCUCUUACAGUAAGAUCUCCAACGUGAGUGAGAUAAGUUGUAAAUACAAUAAAACCGUUUCGACGACGGCUAAAGGCUUAAUCAAGCUACUAAUCGAUUGCCAAUCUCAUCGUAAUCGUAAAGUAGCCGAAAACGUAGUCCAAAUAAGCAACGCACAUAACGCCAGCGCCAACUCCAGCAUCGAGAGUGUAUUUCCUUACGAAAACGGUAAAUGGAAAGUAUUAGUUAACGAGUACGAAGAAAAAAAAGUAUUCGAAGUGAGUACAGCCUGCUGCAGCUUCGACGAUUGCGUUCUAAUGUGCGAUAAGUGCGAAUCCUGCGUCCACAGUUUCUACUGCGUUUGCGACAGCUACGUCGAUGGUAAAACCUGCAUCCAUGUGCAUUUGGUAGGCUCGAUGUUGAAAAAAUUGAAAUCCGAUGCCGAUGCCGAAGAAUUGAACAUUGUUUUAUCAUCUUACGACGAAAUGAACAAGAAUCUCAUCACGGAAACCGAACAAAACAACGAAAUGCACUCGUUUAAAUCCGAAUCGCUCACGGUUUUGGAAGAAAUUGGUAGAAAAGUGAUGAAAGAAAAAGACGAGAAAAGCAUGCAACAACUGUUGACCGCUAUUAAAGAUUUUCGAGCUAAUAUAGACGUUUUAUCCAACUACGGUAGUCAUGCGAAAAACAUGACUUUCGUUAAAAGUUCCAAACUGGUGACGAAAACGAAAAAGAAACCUCCGAAACCUCAGAUCAAGAAUAUCAAGAAGAAAGUUAUCACCAAAAGGAAAACUAGAUCAUCGAAGAAUUAAUUAGAAUCAUCGUUGACUCAUUUUAAAUAAUACAAGAAUUUUAAAAAUUAACUGUAAAAUCCAAGUAUUAUUAUUGUGUCUGUUCUCUAGUCGUUAUAUGUAUUGUAAUUUCGAUGGACGAGUUUCAACUCGUAAUCAUUAAGUACCUAUCUGUGUAUCGUGAAUCAGGAUUUGUAAUUCUCUCUAUUUCUCCUCGAAUUUCAUUGUACCUAUGUAUCUAUUUUUAAACGGAUUUCCUACGAUUAUUAUUAUUACUAUUGAUUAUUAUUAUUACGAAAACUUGAACGUUUCAAUGCGCAAGUUUGCUACGAGAAGCUGGUUUCCGUUGAGCUUGUAAAGAUUACAUGGAAUUUCUUUAA
Molecule: messenger RNA, 2998 nt
Organism: Planococcus citri (citrus mealybug)
Lineage: Eukaryota; Metazoa; Arthropoda; Insecta; Hemiptera; Pseudococcidae
Exons: 4
Coding region: 186-2639 (817 amino acids)
Source: RefSeq, a predicted model, not a curated record